AUGCCAAGGUGUCGGGAAAAAGCGCAGUUCAAGUACAAGGACAAGAAGGGUGAAAUUUCGUGGCACAGAUUGACCGACAUCGUGAGGGAUACCAUCGUUUACAAAAAUCUGCACGACAUGUGGGGACCUUGGAAAAGGGGAAAGCUCACUUGCAGCAUCUCCUGCAGCUGUAAAGGUAUGUGCGAGCCCGCCGAGGUACAAAGGUCUCCAAGCAAUCCAUGA
This is a messenger RNA of Symbiodinium necroappetens, 222 nucleotides long. Lineage: Eukaryota; Dinophyceae; Suessiales; Symbiodiniaceae. The record is from the annotation of a GenBank genome assembly.